AUGGUGUUAUGUCUAUAUCCUCUAAAUCUGUACUUAAGACCACAGACCAUUCCUGUUAGGGCGAGAUAUUCUCACAGAGAACAGGAAACCAAAGAGGUGGUUGGCAGCAUCGAAGAAAGAAGAAUACUGCCCCAAAAAACUCAAUCGUUCAAAGGAGAGAGGAAUAAAAGUCCGAACUGGCUCCAGAGACGGUUUUCUGGACAAACAGGCCGGGAUUAUGAUAUCAGUGAUAGUGUCGAGUACCCAACAGCAGUUGCAGCAGCUGCAUUUGCAGUUAAAUUGCUUGAAGAAUCAAACAUCCCAGAUCAGAGAAAGACUGGUGGGGGCCUUGAUACCUCCAUGACCAAGACCAAGAGUAAAUCAGAAGAAAUAACUCAUGCAUCAGAAUCUCGUCGGGGAUCCAGAAGAUUCUCAGAUGACGUUUCAAUGAAAAAUUUGGAUGUUCCAGAUGAUAGGGGGCAAAAAACCAUAGCCACGGAUGGGAAGAUGCCUGAAAAGUCCGUUGGCCCUGCCCCAUCCAUCAGAAAGACAAUAACUUUUGCAGAUCAGCUCUCGAAUGACAAUGCUAAUAAGAAACCUGAAAAUGCAGAGCUCGGAACAUCCAUCUAUCCUGCUCCAGCCAUCAGAAAGACUCCAACUUUUGCAGAUAAGCUAUUUGACCGCACAGCCAGUAGAAAAACUGAAAGUCAAGUGCCAAACCCUGAACUUCCCUCCACCAAACAAUCCACAUUCUCACCAGCAGAAAUCAAAAGGCAGAGUUCAACAAAACCUGGAGGUACUGAGUCUGAGGCAGAUGCUUGGGAGAAAGCUGAGAUGGCUAAGAUCAAAGAAAAGUAUGAGAAGUUGGCUGCCAGAAUUCUUGCAUGGGAGAAUGAGAGGAAGACAAAAGCCAAAACCCGAUUGAGUAAAACAGAGGCUGAAUUAGACAGGAAAAGAGCAAAAGCCUUGCGACAAUACCGCAGCAAGAUCGAAAGCAUUGAUCAUAUUUCAGGAGGAGCGAGAGCACAAGCAGAGGAAAAUCAAAGAAAUGAAGAGUUCAAGGUGAAAGAGAAGGCAAACAAAAUCAGACUGACAGGGAGAUUCCCGGCUACAUGUUUCUGCUUCUGA
Messenger RNA from Ilex paraguariensis (yerba mate), 1107 nucleotides. NCBI's taxonomy places the organism in Eukaryota, Viridiplantae, Streptophyta, Magnoliopsida, Aquifoliales, Aquifoliaceae. The record is from the annotation of a GenBank genome assembly.